AUGUCAACAAUUAUUGCCAUUGAUCAUCAAUUUAUGUAUGAAAAAUUGAAAGAAGCUGAACAAGGUGGGUUGAACUUUUCAGGAUGAAAAACAACUUUCAAAAAUAACAAACGUCAGAAUAUUUUUCAUUUUUUUUCACACGCAAUCUUAUUUUUAUCAAUUUUGAAUCAAAUUACUCCAAAAAUCCAGAACGCGGGGGAGAAAGAUCAUGAGAUCAACUUGAUCUUCCACAAAAAACAUGGUUUUUGAUGGGAUUUCUCUGAAAUGUGACAGAUUUAAGUUAGAUGUUAUCUUGUAACGUUUUUCAAAAUCAUGAAAAUCUAUGAAGAUCUAUUUUUCCACUUGGAACUAAGCAUUCUUUGGAGAUUUUAAACUUGAUAUCACGUUGUUUCAAUAUCGUUUAAUUGUUCAGAACAUCGAACUAAAAAUGAAGCGUGUUCUGAAUUUUGAUGGUAGGUCAGGGAUUUCUGAAAAUUGGUUUUUUAUUGUGUAUUUCAGCAUAAAUGUAGUUGAGAAUUCAGAACUUUCAUAUUUUUACAGAAAAAAAGUUUUUACGUGAUAAUUUUUCUAGAAAGAUGAACAUAUAGCUUGAAAAUUUUUCACGAAUGAUUAAAAUUUUUUAAUUUGAAGGUUAACGUUAACAAGAUUUUUCAACAAUAAUUAUAGGAUCUCUUAUUCAUGUUUGAACUUAUUGAAUGUCAAGCCUGUUAAAUGUCAUAUCAUGUGACAGAGCUGUUAAUUCAAAGUAUUGGAAUUUGUAGAAAUCAAUACACAAAAUUUUAAAAUUAAAAUUUCAAAAUCUUUUUUCUGAUUUUCCCUUUAAUUUUUUCAAAAGAAAUCCAAAAUCCUCAUUGAAGAGGAUUUUCCAUAACAGGAAGUUAAAGUUCUUGUGUACUCUAUUCAUAAAGUACGAACAAGUUGUAAGAUUUUCAGAAUCUCAAAGUUAGGGCAAUCAUUAAUUCUAUUUCACUUGAUAAAUAUAUUUCAUAAAAAACCAUAAAUAUUUCAAAAUGACCCCCAGUAAUUUCUCAAUUUGUACUGAAUUCGGUUUAAAAAAGCAAAUAUUUACGCUAUUUUGGACAUUUUUCGAGAUCAGGUUCAUUUUUUUUUUGAAAAUUUUUGUUCCGAGUUACAUCAAUUUCCAUCGAAGCGUAAUAAUAUUUCUGCCAAAUUCAUACUUUUUCAAAAAUAAAAAUGAAAAAGAAAUUAAGAAUCUUUGAAAGUAACCAUAGUUGCAGUUCCACUCAAUAAACUUCUUUUGCAAUGAAAAGCUUUGCAAAUCUCAUUUUUAAUAAACGCUUUACGACAAACAACAAUUAUAUAAUCCCUGAAUUUUGCUAAAUCAAAUAUGUUUAUCUACAUUUUCACACGUUUUUGUAGACUAAUUUCCAUUUUCCAUAUCAUAUACAUAAAAAUAAUAAUAAUAGCAGUAAUAAUUCCCACGUUCUAUACGUUUUCCUUUUGUCUGUCUAAAAAUGAAUAAGCACGUCAUUUUUUUCAUUUGACAAUGAGACCACCAGAAUUGGAAAAAAAGCCAAAAAAAAGUGUUGAAACGUCAUGAGGUAUUUAUAAUUAAUGCCUAUUGAACUUAUUUUUCAUCAUGAAUUAUUCAUUAUAUGAUAUUCUUCUCGUGUGUUCGAGAAAAUAUGAUAUCAUUAUAUUUUUCUGAGAAAAUAACAACAAAAAGAUACAAGUUUCAGAGGGUACUAAAACAACAUUUUCUCGUUAUUUUUGAUUUUUCUGAAAAAAAAAACACUCUGAAAAAUUGAUUCACUGGAAAACUUUUUGGAUCAAAAAUUGCAGACGUUUUGCAGGAAAAAAACACUAGAGAUGUUAUGAAUCUGUAGGCUACGAACCUGCAAUUAUUAUUUUUUAUUUGGACCGAAACAAUCAGGCCAGGGAUAUCUGGCCCAGAGUGAUCACAUUUCAAAAAAAUGAAAAAAGUAUCAGAACAAUUGGCUCAAUCAAUAUCUCUCAAAAUUUUAAAAUUCCAGAAUUUUGCAGCCUUUAUAAUUACUUCUAGCAAAAUUGACAUUUUCCAUUAAAUGAGGCUAAUAAACCUAAGCUCCCCUAAAUGGCAAAAUAAACAAUAUUUAGUUGACCCUCCAGUUCGGUUCAUUGAACAGAAAAAAUACCGGAAACGUGUCAUAGGGGUGGGGGGAGGUUUCAAAAUUCACAAGUAAUUAUUUUUUUCUAUAUUUCUUUUUUGCUCUCUGCCAAUUUAUUAUUCUCCAAACUCAUUCAUCUCAAUUUUUUCAUGUAUCAUUCUAGUAAUAUUUGACUAACUAAUAGUGUGUGUUUUUAUUCUAUUCAGAUGUCUGAUAGUGAGUUUGUUUUAAUGUUUUAUGUAUAGGUGGAAAGUUGAAAGUUUAGCAAUAAUCUAUAGGAUUAUCAUAGAAACCCUGGAAAAUUUUGAUUUUCCGGAAUCGCUUUCUUUUUCAAUUAUUAUUUUUUGUGUCUGUUAGAAACGUCACUUUUGUUUAGGAAAAAAAGCAAACAAAAACAUUUAUUCUCGCUAUUUUUAACUAAUGAAAUAAUGAAAAAAAGUUUAAAAAUCAAAUCAAAUUGUUUUUUAUUUGAUGUUUUGAUUCUUUUGUCUUAAUUAACGAGGAAGUAAAAAUUUGGAAACAAGUUUUGGGAUUAUAGAAUUUUGAGAAAAUUUGGAUUUUCUCAUUAGCCACCCUGGGAUAAUCUUAUAUGACAGAUUUUCUGAAGUGACAGAGAUUUAGUUGAAAAGAUUUUCUUAUUGGAUAAUCGGAGUUCUUUGUGUUCUAAUGAGCUUUAAAAGCGAGCUUUUUGAUUACGUAGACCGGAUUUUCAAAAAAAAAUUAUUAGAUUGAAACCAGCAAAAAUUUCGGUCACUUUCUUUUUUCAAUAGUGAUUCAACGUUUGAAAAAUGAGCUUUAUAAAUUUUUUGCAGGUUUUUGAAAACUUCAACAAUUCUUAACUUCUUUGAAAACAUUUUCCUAAGCCUGCUAAAAAGUAUAUUCAAAAAUUCAUAGUUUUUUCCAACAACUUUUGAAAGUCAUGCUUUUUCUCAAAAAUAAAAAACGUUGACCAACUAUGGUUUUCAAAUCAUUACUUGGUUACCAACGAAACUUUCCACCUUGGUUCGAUUCUUUUCACAAAAUCCCUCAAAAACUUAUUUUUCCUUUUCCUAGAAAAAAUUCAUGGUUUUUUCAUGUGAACCUUUUGUUUUAUUUUCUUUGAAGGAUCAAAGAUUUAGCCGGAAAGAUUUUUAUCGCAGACUAGCUCUCAAAAAAAUCAGUGUUCUUUGUGCUCUUAUUUUUUUCUCUAGAAAAUGAAAAAGUUAUUGUGAAUCUGAUAUAAUUAAGUAUGUCACCUGGGAACUUGAUGAACACGGUGUGUUAUUUAUAAAAUCUUGAGCUUACAUUAGGAUUUGUUGAACAUUUAGGCUGUAAUAAUUUAAAUUUUAGCGGAUAUAAGAAAAAUCAAAGAUUUUCAAAUUUUAGUUAGUCUUUUUUCUAUAAACCUUGGUUUUUAUGAUGUAUUUAGACAAAAUCUUGAUCGGCUUUGUAAACAAAAUCGGAUUGAAAAAUGUUCAUAACCACUUAUUCAUCCUAGCUCAUUUUUUUAUCUCAAAACCGUAUGAUUUUCCAGUCAUAUUUUCCUCUCUCAAUAGAAUACCAAAUGAUGUUAGAAUAUGUAAAUUAUGAGUGUGUGAUUAACCAUUCAAAAAGUUUCAAAUAAUACAUGACGUGGUUCACAAAGUUGAAUUCUUGUCUUGUCUUGGCUUUUUCUCAGAUUGUAACAUAUCCUCAUCAAUAUUUCAGUAUUUGUCAGUAACGCGCACUUUGAUGCUUUUUUUUUGUUUUUUUUGUGUUUUCUUCUCAAGUAAACACAAUUUUUUUGGUUUGAUAGUAGGCAAGCUUCAACACAGAAAACAAAACAAAACAACAACAACAAACAAAAACAACCAUAAAUAUAUCUCAUUUUUGCUUGUUCCCAACCUUUCUCCGCUGCUUUUUUCUAGUAGAUAAUUGAAUAAUGCCUCGAUUUUCGCCAGCUUCCGUUUUUCGUUCAGUUUAGCUUUAGAAAAAAAAUAAAAUAAAAUCACGUCAUUUUUGUUGCAAAGAAGCAAAAAAAGUUUUUGCGCGAUAUUUAUGGAAGCGGGGGAGCUCCAUCUCAUUUCUGUUUUAUUUCUUUUUCUUCUAAUAACAACUUCUCAUAUUUCAAGGGAUUCAAAAGGAAUGAAAUGAAAUGACAUCAGUUGUUUUGAUUAUGUAAAAAAUUUGGUUGAGAUCAAAAAUAACAGCUGUUUUUUGUUGAUUACUGAAUGUUUUGACUGAAUUUGAUAAGAAUUAUUUUAUGUUAGGAUGUGAACCUUUUUUCGGUUUCUAGAUUUUUCAUGAAAUUUUGGCAAAGAAUUCUGAGCUUCCAAAUCUCAAGUGGAAAACGACAUAGCCUUCAGAAUAUCAUCACAGUACUCGAUGAAAAAAUUAUGAAAAUACAUAUUAUGGAAAAUUAUUUUCUCAGAAAUUAUUAUUUUCAAAUCUCUAAAAAAUUCAAUUCGUUGAAGUUUUUGAAUUUUUGUCAGCCAAAAGUUUCUGAAAAAACAUAGAAAUGCUUUUCUGUGUUACAUAUUUACUAGAAAUUCUUAAGAUCUUAAAAAAACAAAUACUUCUCGAUUCAGAAGCACAACUUCAAAAAAGAUUAUUCUUUGAUCUGCUUUUCCCCAAUCCUCUACUUUUGAUUUUCAAAUAACUUUCAAUUCAGAAAAUAAUCAAAACAAGACAAAAAUGUUUGGCAACAAACGAGUCUCUAGUUUCUUUUAUUCCACCUAAUUUAUCCAGCGGCAUUUCUCACAACUUUUUUUCUAUGCAUUUCCCUCCACAUCUCUAAUACUAUUUUUAUAAUGAUCAUGUAUGUCUGCGUUUCUAUCACACAAAACUAGUGAAAAAGCAAGGACCUUCAACGACUAGUGAGGUCCGUUUUUUUUGCCGUCUUUUACAUACUUUUUUUCCUCCUUCUCUAGUUUCAUGCUUCUUUUUUUUCGUUGAUGUCAUCUGACGUCAUUAUUUGUUGCCAAAUGCCUUCAGGGUCUACACAUAUUCAUAUACUCUCUGUUUUUUCCCUCUCUCUCGUUUUCUGUUAUUUCGACUUCUAGCUCAUUGCUAUUUAUCCCAUCUCUAUCAUUUCUUUGAAUUUUUGCGUUCUUUUUAAUAUGCUUUUCAAGGUAUUAUGUUUAGUAAUCCCUUUUAAAUCUUUAUAUUUGAAUAUCUCCCUCACUCCCUCCCUCAUUUUUUUCUUCUUCAUUUUUUUCUCUUAUGUAAAUUCUUGAGAUACUAAUUUGGUAGGAAAUACUGAACGCCUACACCGGAAAUUUGCCGUUUUUCCUGUAAUCACGUGGCUUAUAAAAUAUUAUUCAUCUUUUUCCUACUAGAUUUUCAAAAACACAAAUCAUUAAAAUGAAUCUCUUUUUUUGCGCCUCAUUUCAAUGGGGCAAAUCUUUUCAUUUUCAGUUUCAUUUUCAAAUAAUGAUGAGAUGACAUCAUUUCUCCAUUUAUUUUUUCCUUCUCAUUCUCAUGUUACCAACACAACAAGCCACAAAGAAAAGAAUUAAUUCAUUUUUUCAUUUUUCAAAACUUUUUUUGAAUGUGCCAAAUGCACUUUUGUCUAAUUCGUCAUCCAAUGAUAAAAAAUUUAAAGUGUAAUUCGAAUCAAAAUAAUUUCAAUAAUUUUUUUGCAGAAGAUGCUUCGAGUGUGGAUUCAAACGAUAUGAAUAUAGUUUCCUUCACUUCGCAGCUGUGUGCAUCAACUAGGUAAGUAAUACUGUAGCUAAAAAAAAUGCUGAAUACUAAUUGAGGAAAUGAAAAUCUUAUACAUAUAUUAGCAUAUUCUUCUAAUGAUUUCAUGUUUUUCUCUUGUUGAAGCUCUUCAGCUUCAGCAAAGCCAGCUCAAUUCGGAUCAAAAUUGGCUCAAAAAAGUAGAUCAUGCGAUUUGGGUGGGGAUUAAUGAGAUUUUUGAGAAAAAUAAAAUGAUGUGUGUUGAAUUCAGGUGAAAAAUAGGAGAAAAAUAAGAAAAACUGUAUAUAAUAGUGGGUGGGUUAGGCUAAUUGGUUUCUGGAAUGCAACUGAAAAAUAUUCUAUAAAAGCCAGGUUUUUCGUGCAGUUGGAACUGAAAAAUUGUUUUUUAGAUUGGUUGAUUAUUUUGUUUUUUGAGGUGCAUCUGAUUUCUGUUUUUCGUUUGUCUCAAUUUUAUUUUCUGAUUUUUGUGAGUGCUGUGUAUUUGUAAAUAUUUUUUGUUGAUAACAGAUUAUUUUUAAUUUUCCAAAUUAACAUUUUGAAGAGAGUGUAUUUCCGUAGAUAUCCAAACAAUCCUGAAACUUUCUUCACGUAAUUUUCAAUACUCAAAAUUAGAAAAAACAUAUAAAUUUCUGAAUUCCAUUGUUUUUGGAGACCAAACUUUCAUGUACGAAACCAAAAUAAUUGUUUUCUGGUAUAUAAAAGCUUUCUCACAAUUUGUUAUCGUGAGAAUGCAUAAUUAUUGAAUUUUUGAACGCCAAAACUUGACAUCAUUUAAAAAUAAUCGUUUUCUGGUAAAUCCAAUUUUUUCUCACAAUUUAUUUUCAAUCACAAGAAUUCAGAAUUCUUUUCUAGAAACCAAUUAUUUAUCUGAAAAUGUAUGCUCAAUUAUUUUUUAUUAUGAGAAAGAAAGCUCAAGUUCUUCGAGGUUCAGAACUUUGAUCUUAAAAUGAAACUGAAAUUUUAUGAAAUUUUGAACCAAAAUUAUUUUUACAAUUUGUUCCCUAAAGUGUUUUCUGGUUCAAAAACAGUUCAUAUUUACACCGAGAACUAUUUCUAAUUUCUACCAAAUUCAAAUCCCUGUUUUGAAGAAUGAAUUCCGAAACAUUGCUCUCAAUUUCUAUUCGAUUAUGAUAAUUUUGAAACACGUGAUAUUUUUCAUGAAACACUUUUUUCGACUCUUAAUUUCGGAGAAUUUGAAAUUUUGUUGAAACAUUUCCGGUGAAAAAUAUUAAGACUUUGCUCUCAUUUUUUGAUAAUGUGAAAACGAGACGUUUUGCACGAAAUUUUCUCAUUUUCAACCUUUAAGACUUCAAGAUUUGAAAUCAAACAUUUCCGGCGAAAACUUUGCCCUCAAUUUUCUUUUCAAACAAUAUUUGUCCAGUGUCCAAUCUUCGAACUCUUGAUUGUAACACUAUCAAAAAAAUGACCCCUCCCAAAUCAUUUUUUUCUGUGCUUUCUUCUGCAGAAUGCAAAAAACUGCAUCAUAAGAACCCACUCACUAUUACCCUUUUAUUCGUCAUUCUCAUUUUAAUGUAUCCUUAAAAACUCCAAAAAUAGGCUUUUUGUGCAUCAGCCAUGUUCAAAAAUAAAAUCGUAGUAGGUGGGCUCAAAAUGACGAGACCACAAAAAACCUAACGACAUCAUUAGACGAAUUAGAUAUAUAAAAUGAAAAUCCGCCGCGGGUUGUACUUUAUUUUUCAUUUCUUUUUUUUUCUUUCACUUCUUCAGCUGUCAUUUUCAGUUGUCAAAUUGCUUGACAACGAUUGUAAACAGCUUUUCCUCGGCUCCUAUCGAAAUCAGACAAACAAAGACAAAAAAAAUUAUAUUUUUAAUCCAAAGACAAAAUGUUUUUGCAAAAAAAAUGUUUUGUGUCUCAUUAUUUUAUAUUUUGAUUCCUUUUUUUUCAUUAUUAAAACAAACACCGCUCGAUCAAGAAUCUUCUCGAAAAAAAAACAAAACAAAAACAAAAUUCUUUGAAAUCGAUCCACCUACAACUUUUACACCUGCUCAUUUCGUCGUCAUUUUUAAUCUAUUCAAGUUUUACUUUUUUUUUCUUCUUGAGCGGAUAUUAUUUUUAAAUCAACCCCCCGGUGACGACAAAAUGUGAUUUUUGGAAAAAUAAAACCUUUAUUUACUUUUUUUUUUGCUCUAAUCUUUUUUGAGGUUUGAUUCAUUUAGACUUAUGUCAUUGUUUUGAAAUUUCUGUAUACAUUAUCUGUUAGCAGACAUCAAUUACAUAACACUAUGUUUUAUAGUAGACAUAUGGUAACUGUUCCUAAUUGCAGCAAUUUUCACACGCUAUCUGUCUGGCGUGUUUCUGGCCAAAAUUACGUAAACUAACCUCGCAUCAUUAGUUUUAUAUUUCUUUUUUAACAUAAAAUAAAAAAACGUUUUUGUCAUUUCCGUUAAUUGUACAACUCCGGGCGGGAACACUAUUUUAAUUAGUGUAAAAAAUAUAUAAAAACGCCGCUCAGUCUGUUAUUUUCUGUGUAUUUUUUUGCUCAUCUCUAUUUUUUUUUACUUAUGACGACAAUCCGAUAUACAGUAACAUCAAUAAGUAAAGAAGUUGUACAAAUAUGGUAAAAAAGUAUCGAAAAAAUUGUGUAGUCAAUAUUUAUUUUUUCCUAAUACGAUACCAUGAUCCUUAUUCGCUUUUUUUUCACAGGCAGGAAAUAGGGGGAGGGGCGUGUCAUUUUGGAACAUCACCUGUUCUAAAUAUAUAAAUAAAUGCUCUCGAUUUUUUUUUGACAUAUAUAUGUUGUAUACAUACAUAUAUAUGCUAUUUGCGAGUCAAAUUUUUUUCUGCCUCACAUCAAUUCUUUGUUUAAUCCUCUUGUCUUAGAUAUUAAAUAAAUAUCAAAUCUCUCUUUUUCAAAUCAACUCACCAAAAAAAAUGAGAGGAUGAUGAUGAAGAGUACGGUAAUCCGCAAAUGAUUUCUGACCUUUUACAACCUUGGGUGUGGCUGGCUCAAGGCUCUUUAUUUGUAUUUGUGUCGCGUGAGAAAAUAUACCGAGAAAAAACCCAUAAACGUCACUCAUUUAUUGUUUUUUUAUGAAAAAUGUUAUGCAAAUCAGAUUACACGUGAGAACUAAUUAUUAGGCAGUUUUCUUUAUUCCCCAGAAUAUUCGUCACUUUUUUUAGCGGGUUGCUUCUCGAAAUAAAUGUCACGAGCAAAAUAAGCCUGAUAAAAAUAUACCAGAAAAAAAGGUGCGAAAAAAAUAUACGGUAUGUAAGAGGCAACCGCUGAUAACACGCUCUUUUAUUUGUGAUGAUAGAGACGCACACAAAUUUUGUCAAUUUUUCUUAUUUUUCGUUCUGUGUUCGAUUCAUUCUCAAUCCAUUCAUUCAUUGUUUUUCUAUCGCUGCUUCUUUAAACAUCACCUGAUUCAAUAACCUUAUUUCACGUGAACAGAAAGAACAUACACACUUUCAGCCACAAUUGUUCUAUUUUUCAACAGCCAGUCAGAAAUUUCCACUUUGACUUGUUUUCUGUCCCACACAGAGAUUUUACAGUAAAACUGUUUUUUUUAUUUGACAGUAAAGAUCACGAACAAUAUAGUUCCAUUUUAUUUCAUUUUAUUUUAUUUUCCAAUUUUUCGCCCCACCCACUAAAUAUUAUGGGCAGGCAGGCAUUAAAAAAAAGUGGGCGUGGCUUGUUGUGUGUCUCGAAUCUGUAUAUUGGAUCGGAAGAUCAUCAGUCAUUAUAUAUUAUAUUAUUAUGCUGGCCGAGCGGGCAUGUUUUUCUGUUAGGUACAUAUUUAUUUGGGUGCAACUUUAGAAAAAAACAGUUGACGUGUUUUUUGGAACUAAACAUGUGUUGAUACACACGUCAUUUUUGUAUUGUUUAGUCAUAAAGAGAAACAAAAAUCAAGUCUCUUCAAACUAAUCAAGCGGAAAAUGAUCAUCUUGUAUUUUUAUUCAUCACUUCUUGAACCUUCUCCUUUUCUCUAUUUUUAUUUUUAUUUUUUUGCAUUUUUCGAAUUGUUCCUCUCUCUCUCUCUAAACCGUUUUCAAAAUUUUUUGAGAUAGACAUUUUCUAGAUCAUAAACCAAAGCAAUUAUUCCAAAGAAAUAGCAACAAUUACAAUUAAAAUGACUAGAUGUUCAGCGCCAAGAGAAAUUAGCGUAAGGUAGUGAAGAGAAAUUUGAAUGAUAUCCAUAUUUUUUGAAAUAAUUCAAAUAUUUUUGCAGUGAAGAGAAUGCCGAAAAAUGUGUGGACAAAAAAGGAAGUCGGAAAAGUUCAACAUUUAUCGAAGGGCAAGCAAGAACUCCAACAUGUUGCAGGUAAUCAACAAAAUACACUUUUUUCGAAUGAUUGAAAACAUUUUCUCAUUCAAUCAAAUUAAUUUGAUAACAACAUUCAUUCUAAUUCCAUUUUGUGUUAUUUUGAACAUUUAAAGAACAUUUUUAAAAACGUCUAAAUGACGUUAUUUCCGAACUUUCUCCAUUUUCCAUUAACUUAAUCUAAUCUCUUUAGAAAUGGAGAAGAAUGUAAGGUGGCUGGUAAUUGUGUAUGUAAUCCUCCUAAACCAACUGAUCCAACGGAUGAAAAACCAACAAGCUCAAGAGAAACUUAUGAUGUUUUCCUUGGUGGAUCAUGUGGUACAACUGUCUGGAGACGACAAUCAGUUAUUCCAUUUUUGAAAAAACGUGGAAUUACUUAUUACGAUCCUCAAAGAAGUUGUUGGAGUGAAAAUAUGAUUUAUGAAGAGUCGAUCGCAAAAGAGGUAACAUCUUGUGUUUAUCAAUCAUUGUUUACAUUUUAUUUCAGAGUUCCUCUCUUUUUCUGUUUGUCAUUGAUCCGGCUACAGUUAAUGCGACCAGUUUUCUCGAAAUCGCUUACUUUGCUGCUAGGAAAUCACCCAAACUUGUCGUCGUGUUUUUGGGAAAAACUGAAUGGGCUGAAAAGGCGCAUCCGGACGAUCUACCAGAUCGUAAUAGAACUUGUCAACUUCUUGAUCGAAUUUUGGAAAGUCACAGUGUUCCAAUGUUGCAUACAAUUCCCGACGCAUUGGAAUUUAUUGAAGAAGAGAUGAUUGGUCGACAAAGUUUUCGAGAGGCUAUGAAAUCAAACAAAUCGCGAGUUCCAUAUUUGCAAAUUCGCGGAAGACGCAUCGCUCACAACGUUCGGAAUGUCGCUGAAACCACAUUCAAAACAUGCCGAACCUAUGCAACAAAAACUGUUCUAACCGGAAUGGCUGAUGCUGUUGCACUUAUUACUGCAUCUUUUGUCUUCCCAACAAUUCCAUUAUUAUAUCUUCUGGUUCCAAUCAUCUUCAUAAACAUCUUGAUCUUCGCAGUGGUUUCGCGAGUUCGUAAUCUUCGCCGUCGUUAUCCUCGUAUGAUUGCUGAUUCAUCCGCAGUUCUGUACAAUUCUACACCUGCAAUUCCAUCGCCAAGAAUGACAAUCACUACAACAAGUGUGAAUGAGACAAUUAGCGCCGUUUCCAAAGUGCGUCGUAGAUCAAAUCAAAAUUUCGAAAAACUGAUGGAAGAAGAUGGCUCAUCUUCAUUUGUUAUUCCACAAUCAUUCAUCAAAAAACAGUGAGUUUUGAAGAAAAGAUUCUUGGGAUCUUUUGAAAAUACAGAGCAAAUUUGAGUGGGGGUUUCAGAGAGCCAAAAAUCAACAUUGAUUGUUCGGUGAUUGAGCUUUGCUCAAGCGCAUUGGAUGACAAUAGCUGGGUUCAAGAACUCGCUGCACCGGUUUUAGAGUGAGUAUAUGUAAAAUGUUGUGAUAGUGUGUGUGAAAAAUUGUGGGAAAAAAUCGUAAUUAAAUUACCCCACAAUUACCCAAUAUCAUUUUCAGUGGCAAAGGAACACCCUACUCGUACGCCUUGGCGAUGCCUAAUUUCAAUAUUGAUACUCGAAUGAAUUGUUUGAGAACCUGGUUACAUCAUCAUAAAAAGUUCUUCUACUAUAUUCCAACAACACAAACAUUUUUGUCGGGCAUGGUUGAGGUGUGUUUUAUGUUAUCAUUUGAUGUUUCAACUUUGUUUUUUUGCAAAAAAAAUAGUAAACAAUUUCUCAUUCACAAUAACAAAUUUGUGUUGUUUGCAGAUUGCCUAUAUCUUAGGGCAUACAAACUGGGAAGGCACUGUUUGUGUUCCACCAACAUCGCAAUUUCUUGAAUGUCCAGAGGAAAAUAAUGGUGAUGAAAUCGAGCAAACUAGAGCCGCACGUCGUCGACGAAACGAUUGUUACCAGAUCGCGUUUUGCUAUUUAAAGGUCAGCUUAAUGAAAAAAUUGAAUUUUAAAUCAUUUUUUGUCGCAUUUUCAGGACAUGGCAAAACGUCGUCAAUGUCGCGUGUAUACUGACAUCCAAACUGCCAUCAAAGAGCUCGUUGAGCCAAAAAUGAAUGCAAUUUAA
Messenger RNA from Caenorhabditis angaria, 12135 nucleotides. The record is from the annotation of a GenBank genome assembly. NCBI's taxonomy places the organism in Eukaryota, Metazoa, Nematoda, Chromadorea, Rhabditida, Rhabditidae.